Molecule: messenger RNA, 776 nt
Organism: Rotaria sp. Silwood1
Lineage: Eukaryota; Metazoa; Rotifera; Eurotatoria; Philodinida; Philodinidae
Source: the annotation of a GenBank genome assembly
AUGGCUGAUCAAACAUUAUUAGCAAAAGCUCGCAAAACGCGAUUUGAUGAUCUACCAAAUUUUUCUGGACAUCCUUCUGAGGAUGUCGAACGUUUUUUAAAAAGUAUCAAGAAUAUAACCAAAGCAACUGAUGAAUCAACUAAUCAUGAAAUUCUGGAAAUAGUACGUGGCAAAUUAACUCAAUCAGCAGGAUUAUGGUUCGAUAAUAACGAACAUAAUUUCAAAAAAUGGUCAGAUUUCGAAACGGCAUUUCGAAAUCGAUAUUUUUCUUCAACAUCAAUACACAAAAAAUUUGAUACAUUAAAACAACGAAAACAGUUACCAGAUGAACCAAUUACGUCUUACUGCGAUGAUAUUAUUAAUUUAUGCAAGGAAAUUGAUUCCAAUAUGUCGGAAAAAAUUAUCAUUCAAUAUUUAAUGAGUGGAAUCAAUCCUGAUUUUAGGAAAGAAUUAUCAAGACGUGAAUCAUCUAUUAAUACAUUAAAUGAAUUUUUAAAACAUGCAAAAAUCGAACAAGAUUUACAUGAUACAUUUCGUAAUUUAUCGAUUGAUUCACCACAACUUAAUUUCAAUUUUAAUCGUCCACCAAUUCCAUCAUUAACUGCCACAGUAAAUCCACAAAAACAAUAUCAUUAUCAAAUAAAAUAUAACAAUCCAAUUUCACAUUCAACACAAUUUCAGAGCUCCGUUUCUCGACGGAACUCGGAUCCAGCAUUUGGGAAUCGAACAUCAACAACACCUAAUACAAAACAAAUUCGGAAUUUUUCAUCACAAUC